Molecule: messenger RNA, 7520 nt
Organism: Xiphophorus hellerii (green swordtail)
Lineage: Eukaryota; Metazoa; Chordata; Actinopteri; Cyprinodontiformes; Poeciliidae
Gene: mllt1a
Product: MLLT1 super elongation complex subunit a
Exons: 12
Coding region: 115-1875 (586 amino acids)
Biological process (GO): positive regulation of DNA-templated transcription
Cellular component (GO): transcription elongation factor complex
Molecular function (GO): chromatin binding
Source: RefSeq, a predicted model, not a curated record
UCUGCCUUCCGCUUCUGGGGCUGGAUUGACACACAAUGAGGAGCAGAGAGGCCGGGGAGACGCUCCACAAACGCCGCUGUAAAUAAUUACAACAAUCACAGAGGCCGGAGAAACAUGGAGAACCAGUGCACGGUGCAGGUGAAGCUGGAGUUGGGCCACAGAGCUCAGCUGAAGAAGAAAGUGACCUCUGAAGGCUUCACCCACGACUGGAUGGUUUUCGUCAGAGGCCCAGAGACCGGCGACAUCCAGCACUUUGUAGAGAGGGUCGUCUUCCGCCUGCAUGACAGCUUCCCCAAACCUAAGAGAGUAUGCAAGGAGCCUCCAUACAAAGUGGAGGAAUCGGGCUACGCAGGCUUCAUCAUGCCUAUUGAGGUUUACUUCAAGAACAAGGAGGAGCCAAAAAAAGUCAUCUUCAACUAUGACUUGUUCCUUAACUUGGAAGGAAACCCUCCCGUUAACCACCUGCGCUGUGAGAAACUCACCUUCAACAACCCCACCAAAGAAUUCAGGAAAAAGCUCAUCAAGGCGGGAGGGAUACUGGUGGUCCCUGAGGGGGCUGAAGCUAUGUCGAGGCCCAGUCCGGACUACCCAAUGCUUCCCACCAUCCCCCUCUCAGCCUUCUCAGACCCCAAAAAGACAAAGACCUCUCAUGUAUCAAAGGAACCAAGCAAAGAAGGAAGUGGUGGAAGCAGCAAAGGACCCAAACCACACAAACUGACCAAGGAGCACCGUGAACGAUCGCGAAAAGACUCUGAGAGCAAAGGGUCGUCCAAAGGCGACGACCGAGAUGGGAGCAGCAAAAGCGGUCGUGACCCUUCCUCGUCCUCCUCUUCGAAAAAGCCAUCAGAGAUCAAAGUGAAGGACGAAGUGAAAGUUCAGCCGAAGGCGGCCUUCAAGGAGCCCAAGCUCACCCUGAAGGAGUCAAAGAUGGACGGCAUGUCCCCUAAGGGAGGGGGGGCAGGAAGUGGCGGGGGAGGCGGAGGAGGAGCGGUGGAGGCCAAAGCUCCGGGGAAACGCCCCUCCACCGUGGAGUCCCCCAAACCCAGCGCCAAGAAGCAGAAGAAGGGCAGCUCCGACGGGCUGAAGGGACCGACCGGCAGCGCGUUCACUGGAACGUCGCCGCGCGUCUCUUCAUCCACGGCCGUCAGCCAGUCCUACGGCGAGAAGAAGCCUUCCAAGGAGAAAGGCCGCUGGCCGCCCAAGAACAAAAAUGAUGCCCAGGAGUUGAAGGAGCUCAAGAAACUUCCAGAGUCGGAGGAGUCCAAUUCAGAGGACGAAGCGUCGUCAAAGUCAGAGCAAUCAGCUGCUUCGAGUCCUUCCAACUCUACUUCCAGUUCUGACUCCAGUUCAGAUUCAGACUUUGAGCCUGGACAAAAACCAGGGCAAGGCCCGCUCAGAUCCAUGGUGGAAGAGAUCCAGUCAGAAGAGUCGGACGAUGACGACAGCAGCUCAGAAGAAGAGACGCCCGUCAAAACCAAUCCCCCCAACCGCGACUCUCGACUCAGCCUGGACAGCGAGAGUGACAGCAGCGAUGAAUCGCACCGCCCCAGUCGAGACCCCGCCCCACCCCCACAGAAACACGGCUCCUCCAACAACAAAGUUGUCCGAAAAAGUCCAGAUUCCUCUUUUCGCUCGGAGAAGGUGAUGAAGAAGGGAUACGACAAGGUAGGAAGGGCCUACACAGAGGAGCUGGUGGACCUCCACCGCAGACUGAUGGCAUUAAGGGAGCGAAACGUCCUGCAGCAGAUUGUCAACCUGAUCGAGGAGACCGGCCACUUUAACGUGACAAACACCACCUUUGACUUUGACCUCUUUUCAUUGGACGAGUCCACCGUCCGCAAACUACAGAGCUACCUGGAGGCGACGGCCACGUGACAGGAAGCGGCAGGGGCCGGCGUGUGGAUGUCAGCGGCAGAGGUAGCCUCGCCAUCAUGCCUGCUCUUUGCGGAAGAGACGAGCAGAAACGUCUGUCGCGGCCUUUUCACGAGCCUGACUGAAGCAUCGAACAACCACACCACAAAACAGAAACACACGAACAGUCGCAAGCACACAACACCACCUUCACGUGACGCUGGGGAGGAAACAGGAGGAGGAGGAGGUGGUGUGUGAGGAAACGCCGGAGCAUCUGACCUCCGUCUGGUCAGGGUUUUCACUACACACACUUCGAAUCUGUGCCGAGCUGAGGAAUUCGCCCAACAACCCCCCACCCCGUUCCUCCCUCCUGCACUUAAACCGCUCCCGCCUUUGCAAACCUAAUACUUCCCCUCCUCCUCUCCUCCUCCUUCACAUGCACACUCCUGUCUGAGCAGAACACUCCGGCCCCUGCGUUGUCAGCUGGAGCUCAUUUUUCUUCCAACACACUCCUGAGUUGCGUGUGAACGCCGUCCGUGAGUCUGCGCGCGACUUGUUCUGCUGAGGUUUAAGAAGACAUGUCGUCUUUGUGGUCACGGACUUCUUUGUUUAUGAAACUUGAGCACAAACAGCCGGUUGCAUUUCUACCACCAGUCACUCGCCAACAAGCACACUUUGCCCUGCUAACCUCCACCCCCCUCCCCCCGUUUGGCAUUAUUAGUUUAUAAGCACUGAAAAUGCUUUUAACACACUUUAGUUUUCUUGUAAAUGACAGAAAAAGAUUUUCGGCAUUUUUUUUAUUUUGAGUUUUAAAAAGUAAAAACAUUGAUUUUUGUUAUUUUCUUUCAUCUAUGUAAAGUUUUUGUUACAGAGCUAAUUGAUGGUUGUUUUCCAGAACUGCUAGUUUUUUUAAUCACUACAGAAAAGAUUAAUAGUUGCCUCAGUGUUGCUUCAUUAUCAUUAGAUACAAAUUACCCUGAAAGUAGCACACUUUUGUUUUUAAUUAAAAAAAUGUUAACUUUUGUCAUUAAAAUUCAAAAUUAAGGUUACUUCAGCUAAGAUUAAGAAAAGAGAACCUGUCCGGUUGCAACAAAUUUAGAUUGAGUUUAAUUAGCUAAUAAAUGACAAAGCAACAAAGAAUAAAAAUAUAUUUUGAGUUUAUAUUGAAUUACUUUGCAUUUUAGCUACAAUCAGACUUUCAUUUAAGCUUUCAAGCGCUCUAUUCUUUCUUUCUAUAGCCUGAAAAGUUUUCCACUGAGUACUGAAACAUUUUUUCAAGGAAAAUGUUGUUAAAAGCUUAAAUUACAUAUCUAUGAUUUAUGUAAAAAAGGCACCUAAACUGAAGGGAUGAACACGUUUAAAAUCGGCAAGGUUUUCUCUGAUUGGCAGCUCAACAGUUUUACAAUAGCCACUUUUCUUGAAUUGCAUAAAAAUCAGGGAAAAUGCUUUGAUGCCUAAAUGUUAAUAUUUUUCAAGGCCUUUUUUCUGUUGAAUUAAAACAGAAACAUCUUUAUUCAUCUCUCUGUUGAAAUCCGUAGAAACUGUAAUCAUCCUCUCAGAAAAUUUGUGUCAACCAGCAAAAUUCUAGCAUCUGUACCAACGAACAACUUGGCUGAAAGAUUCAUUCUUACGGUACGAAAUAGAUCGGAAGAGGAUGAUUUUUCUUUCUGUGAUCAAAAACUAAAACGUUUUGAUUUUAAAACUAAGGAAAAAAUAAUACGGUGAUGGUUCAGGUUUUGGAGAAAACUUCCUAAAAACUAAUUUAAGAGUAAAAGCUUUGCCCAGUGCUCUGUGUCAUUAUUGCCUUUUUUUGUUUUCAGUGCUUGUAAACACAGUAAGGAGGGGUUGUGGUGAAGUGAUGCAUAUUUUCUCUUGUGUGUCUCGCUCCGGUUUUAAGCUGUCUGUACAUUCGAAAACACGUGUUCUGUUGCGUUCCUGUGCUUUCCCACUGAAAGCUGAGCCUUGACCUCCAGCAGACCCCUUAAUGCCCCCCUGUACCCCAUACUGCUUCCCCUCUGCUCUGCGUGAAUGAAAGGGCUCCAAAGCUCCUGGCCACAGCAGUGGAGGUUCGCUCCUGAAUUUGCCUUCUAGGUGGGGUGGAAAAAAGAAACAAAUAAAAACGACAAAAAACAACAACACAGUAGCCAUACUUCCCAAAAAACAAAGAGGAGAGAAAAAAAGGGGGGGGGACACACACACGCUUUUUUACAUUUUAUUUUUCUACAAGUGCAUUUUGUGUAUUUAUUCCCAAGACAACCUGUGAGCUCUGAAUGUAUAUUGCUUUUACUUUUUUACGGCUUGCAACAGCCCCACUCCAGUGCCUUUUCCUGCAGCGCGCAGCACUAAGCGGGGAGUGUGCGCUCUGCUAGCGACGCUCACACAGAUUGAAGACCCCACCCUCCACCUCCUACUAUAAGCCCCUCCUGGGGGGAACAAGUGUUAAUUGGGAUGCCUGAACAUUCAGUAUUGUCUUAAUGGUUCCCAUCCCUGCUGUGGUCCUUCUUUUUUGUUUUUUUUUGUUAAAUCAAGAAUAUCUCCGUUAGUCCAACAUAAUUGAUAGUUUUCGUGGAUGGUGGUCAUCUUUUUUUCUGUUCUAAGGUUAGGGUUUGUAAAAAAAAAAAGAAAAAAAUGGAAAAAAAACAUCAAAAUACUGUGGUAGUUUCUCACUUUAAUUAGCACGAGCUUUUUUUGUUCUGCGUUGUGUUUUUGUGUUUGUCGUCGUCGAUGAGAAGGGUCUGGCCCUCUUCGGCCGUUUGAUCGUCGUACGGCGUAGCGAUCGAUCGCAGGACGCCAGGCACUUAAACGGCUACAAUAACGAGCGCGAAGGCAGAUGGAAAAGAAACGCUCCUCUUCCCCCCACGUGGCGUCCAUUAAUGGCGGAAACGUCCCACUGAGGCCUGAGUCGAGACAGCAGCUCGAUUGAUCGGAUGGUCUAGAAAAACUGGCUCACCUUCAUUGUGCUAAUUUGCAAAAGUUUACACACUCCUGAAACAUGUUCUCAUGUGAAGUCUAUCAAAUUUACCUCAUUUUGUUUGGAUUUCAUACGAUCACAUAAGAUAACGAGGAAAAUAUCUACACCCGUUCUUCUGAUUGGGUCAACACAAGGCUUAAAAAUGAUUUUUUUUGUAUCCGAUUUGAGUUUAAUCAGUUUUUCUUCUUUUCUAAAAAUUAAAUUAGAGGGAAAAUAUUUUCAAAAAGUGGCUUUUAUUGCAAUCAUUCUGUGAUUUCUACAGGGCCAAAGCUACUAUAAAUUUAGCUUAAUUCAUGAUAUGAACAGAAAAAAAAACAGUUUUACCAAUUUUAAUGAGAAAAAAGCUGAUGUGAUAUGAACAGCUCAGUCAAAGUUUUGUUUUUAUGUUUUCUCCGUCGUUUCGAAGCGUAUUUUGAUGCCGAUGUGUUAAAAGACAAACUAUUUAUCUUUAAACAAACACCAAAGUGGAACUUCAACAUUCUUCAUUUUAAUUAUUUUUAAUGUUAGAGUUCUCAUAAAAUUACUACUUCUUUCUCCCAUGUUGGCUGUAUUUUUGUAAUAUGAUUUUAUUCUUGUAACUUAUAUUUAUUCAGGACUCACUGAUAUGGACAAUUUGGGCCAGUGCCGAUAUCUCAUGUUAACACCGUCCUGAAACACGAACAAUGAUCAGAUGGAAAUUAACGCGUUACUAAUAUCGGACCGAUACCAGCAUUGAUACCGAUAUAUCUUCCAUCUAUGAUAUUUAUUUAGAAAACUCUAACUUUCGUCGCAGCUGCAUAUCUAACAAUUAAUUUUUGUCCAGAUAAAACUUAAUGUAAGUCAGUUUUGGUUAAUAGAUUCUUGUAAUUCAGCGUAGAAAUGUUUUUCUUUUUUUUUUUUCUCUUGAGAGGAUAGAAGUACUUAAAAGCCUGAACGCUUAUUUAGUACUAACGUAGAACCUGAAUUCAAGAGAAGUUUGGGAAUUUAAAAUGGAGAUUUAUGUUUUGAACCCCGUCAUUUUUACUUUUAUGUGAAAUUAGUAAAACUGGUUCCUGGAAAUCAAACGUUCUGGGUUAUGAGAUUUAGCUGCUGUUGUCUGUUAACUCAAAUUAAAUCACAUCUGUAAUGUUUUACUUAAUCAAACUAAACAUAAGGAUGUACUGUAGGUAAACCAUCUGAUGAUAAAUGUAAAAGUAAUGAGCAAUAAAUUACUUUUUUUUCAUCAGGCACUACUGUAAACAGCUAUAAAAACAAACUUUAGAGGGUUUUCCUCUCUUUUGAAUCUGUAUGUUAUUUUAGUGGUUUUUUUUAAUUUACCCUGUUUGUUUAGCGGAUUAUUUUCCCUCGGUUUAGUCAUUUGUUACAGUUUCUCCUCCAUCAGUUUCAGUGAGACCAGAGAUCAUCGUCUUGAAUCAGGCCCUCAGUGUGUUUGGAACACACACACACUCACACCGGCCCACUGUGGGACAGUAGAUGAGUGGGAGCUCGUCUCCCUCGUCUGCCCACUGUGUUUUUAUUCUGACGCUUCGAUAGCUUUAAUUCUUCCUCUCUUCGUUUCUCUUCCCUGCCUGGCUCCAUUUUUAAAAUCAGAAUAGAAACAAACGGAUCCGCGCGGCCUUACUCACCCUGCCGGUUGCCUCCUGCCUCUCUCUCUUCCUCUUUCUCUCUCCCCCGCUCGCCCUCUCGUUCGCCCGCCCCUCCCUCUCUCACCCGCUGCACCUCCAUUUCCUCGAGGUGCACCUCCCUCCGUCAACUGAACUCCUGGCCGCGAUCGCUGAGAACGAACUCUGAAGCUGACAUAGGAAAGAAUCGAUGAAGAACAACUUUCCUCUUUUUCUGUGCACCAACUUGAGAACUUUUAGGUCCUAGUUCAUGAACUCUGACCCCUGACCAGGCACUCAUUCAGGGGGGAGUCACGAUGGGAAACUCUCCUUCCCCCCAGUUUUAUUUAUGGACCUCUGCACUUUUGGCUGUGAUGACUUCAGUACUUAAGUAGUUACCGAAACUGUAUUUUUAAGGAUUUUAUACAAUAUUUACAUGCAAUACAAUAUAAAUUGAUUCGUUUUUCCUUUGCCAAUCUUGUUGUUUUUGUUUAAUUUUGUUUAUUUUGGCAUAUGAUGUCAUUAUUUACAAACAGACAUGGCCAUCAAGUCUAUUUUAGGCACAUUGUUAUCCCGAUGUGAUUUUUUGUAUUUUAAUGAAUCUGAACACCAAGAAGCAGGAGGAAAAAUAGGCUUGCCUGUUUUUUUAAUUUUUAUUUCUAAUAUUGCCAGCUGGGCCUGGAUGAGAUUCUUAUAUUAUGAAAACACACUGGUUUACGGUAUAAAAGCAGAAAUCUGAACAAAUGUUCAAAUUGCUUUCAUUUAAAACAAGAAAAGCAAAAAUAAUUGCAGCUGCUACUAAAAUAUUUUCUAAUAUUUUGAGCGAUGCACCACUUGGCCGGUCAGAUAUCGGAAUCAGAUGAUUUUCUGUUGAUCGGUUUUGAUCAGUGAGUCAAAUAUUUUUAAAAAAAAUCAUUCUUUAGUUUCCUUUUAUCUGUAAAACUAAGAGCUGCCAUUAUUUUUUCUAUAGUUUCACCAACAAACCGCUUUUAUUUUGGUACAAGUUGAUCCAAUAAUUUAGGGACUUGUGCUUUCAUUUAGAAAUGGGGACAAUCUCAUACUUUUUUCUGUUGGAUUUAGCACUAUUAUCUCAGUCAAUAAACCUUUACUUUUAUUUA